AUGCCUUUGAGAGCUAAGGUUAUUAAUCCAGCGUUUGCGGGUAGAGCACAGAUGGCGACAGCCUCAGAUACCCCGUCAUACGCCCAGGCCACAGUUAUCAAGGAAUUGGAAGGCGAUGAGAAAGAAGAUGUGCUAUUUAAUACGAUAUAUGGUGUGAGAACGAUCGAGCUCAACAGACCCACAAAGUUACAUUCCCUCAAUGGGUCAAUGAUACGGAAAAUCGUACCGAGACUGCAGGAAUGGUCGAAAUCGGACAUGGCAAAUGUGAUUAUCAUCAAAGGAUCUGGACCCAAGGCUUUCUGUGCUGGUGGAGAUGUCAAAGCGCUUGCUAAGGAUAAUAUGGAAGGCCCAGAAGGUCAAGCCCGAUCUACGGACUAUUUUGCCCUCGAAUAUAAGCUGGAUCACCUUAUCGCAACAUAUCAGAAGCCAUAUAUUGCUUUUAUGGACGGUAUUACGAUGGGUGGUGGGGUUGGAUUGAGUAUACAUGCUCCAUUUCGAAUAGCCACAGAAAGGACGGUGUUUGCUAUGCCUGAAACUACAAUUGGAUUCUUUCCCGAUGUAGGAGCUUCAUUCUUCUUACCUAGGAUGGCUGGAUCUGUUGGAACAUACCUCGCUUUGACUAGUGAAAGAUUGGAGGGUGUCAAUGCCUUUUACUCUGGAAUCGCAACACAUUAUAUCCAUUCAACUUCUUUGCCAGCUUUGGAGAAACGUUUGGCGGAACUGCGAUUUCAGGAUUACGAGUCUCUCAGAAAGAGAGCACAACUCAUCAAUAGCACCAUUGAGGAAUAUUGCACAGGGCUGCCUCAUGAUCAACCAAUGCUUAUCAGUGGCGAGUUGCGAAAGGCUAUCGAUCGCAACUUCAGUAAAUCAAGCGUUCCCGAAAUUAUUGCCGGUUUGGAAGCCGAGGCUGCCACUCUGAGGGAAAAGGAUGUGGAAGCCGGCCUGGUUGGCGUCGAAUUACAAGUUAAGGAAUGGCUUGAAAAGACUCUUGCUACCUUGCACCAACGAUCACCUACGAGUGUUCAUGUGGCACUGCGUCAAAUGCGAAUCGGCAAAGAAUGGUCGAUUACCGAGGCUUUCCAAAGAGAAUAUCAAAUUGCCGCCAAAUUUAUGCGUCAUCCAGAUUUCACUGAAGGUGUACAUUCUCUACUUAUUCGCAGCAAAGAUAGCGAGAAUCCAUCUCCUCCCCAGUGGCAACCAAAAAGCUUGGAAGACAUCAAACCAGAAGACAGAAUCGCAGACCCAUUCUUUGAAGUUGAUGGAACACAACAAAUAAAAUUACUCAGCGAUCGCGAUUUCAAUGAGUAUCCAUUUAAAUUCGGGAUUCCAAGAGAAAAUGAGGUUGCCAAGGUUGUGAGAGAAGGAGGGAAGUCGAUGUUUCAAGUUGUCAAUCACUUCCUCCAGUCAACGGAGGGAAAACAGGGUGUAAAGGAAGUGGUGACCGAGAUCCUUGAGAGGAAAACAACCAAGAGUGAACCAGGACAUCUUGUGUGGGAACUAGAGCAAGUCGAAACUCUCAAAUCUGAAGCGUCUGCAUGA
This is a messenger RNA of Sclerotinia borealis F-4128, 1539 nucleotides long. Lineage: Eukaryota; Fungi; Ascomycota; Leotiomycetes; Helotiales; Sclerotiniaceae. The record is from the annotation of a GenBank genome assembly.